AUGGUAGCAGGACAAGGCUGCUGGACACAGGAUCUGGAGGCUGUUGUGGAGUGCGUGGGGAAGGAUAUGGGAGGAACCGGCGUGGAAAAAGGAGAGGAGCAGAGAAGGGGAGGGGAGAAAGACCAAUGGGUGCACUGGCAGAGAGCAGCACACAAUGAAGCGCCCAGCAAAGCGCCCAGCAAAGCGCCCAGCAAAGCGCCCAGCAAAGCGCCCAGCAAAGCGCCCAGCAAAGCGCCCAGCAAAGCGCCCAGCAAAGCGCCCAGCAAAGCGCCCAGCAAAGCGCCCAGCAAAGCGCCCAGCAAAGCGCCCAGCAAAGCGCCCAGCAAAGCGCCCAGCAAAGCGCCCAGCAAAGCGCCCAGCAAAGCGCCCAGCAAAGCGCCCAGCAAAGCGCCCAGCAAAGCGCCCAGCAAAGCGCCCAGCAAAGCGCCCAGCAAAGCGCCCAGCAAAGCGCCCAGCAAAGCGCCCAGCAAAGCGCCCAGCAAAGCGCCCAGCAAAGCGCCCAGCAAAGCGCCCAGCAAAGCGCCCAGCAAAGCGCCCAGCAAAGCGCCCAGCAAAGCGCCCAGCAAAGCGCCCAGCAAAGCGCCCAGCAAAGCGCCCAGCAAAGCGCCCAGCAAAGCGCCCAGCAAAGCGCCCAGCAAAGCGCCCAGCAAAGCGCCCAGCAAAGCGCCCAGCAAAGCGCCCAGCAAAGCGCCCAGCAAAGCGCCCAGCAAAGCGCCCAGCAAAGCGCCCAGCAAAGCGCCCAGCAAAGCGCCCAGCAAAGCGCCCAGCAAAGCGCCCAGCAAAGCGCCCAGCAAAGCGCCCAGCAAAGCACCCAGCAAAGCGCCCAGCAAAGCGCCCAUGAACAAUUUCUGCACAUGGCACAAGAUGAUGAAGACAUUGCUGCUCAAGCUGAGAAGCCUAGCUGAGAUGGAUAAACCCAAUGAUGAUGCUGACAAGGAAACCGUGUGGCACUUGCAACAAAUCCCUCUCACUUUGUGCGGCGUGAGGAGGCUGCUUGCCCCCCGGAUGGUGAGAGUUGUGGGACAACAAAAACUACAUGGCUUCAAUUUGUCACACCCAGCCUUCCUCAAUAUGAAUGGACCUUGA
Molecule: messenger RNA, 1086 nt
Organism: Schistocerca piceifrons (Central American locust)
Lineage: Eukaryota; Metazoa; Arthropoda; Insecta; Orthoptera; Acrididae
Product: skin secretory protein xP2-like
Exons: 3
Coding region: 1-1086 (361 amino acids)
Source: RefSeq, a predicted model, not a curated record